GGAUUGUGAUAACGACAUCCCGGGAUCGGAAAAAGCGAAAAAAUUAACAUCCCUAACUCACACAUAAUUCAGGAAUGCUCUUUGUUAAUUAAUGCGAGGUCAAGUCAAAGCAAUACAUUUUCUCAAUUUCUGUUCCAAUAACAGUAAUUGUUGAGUAGUAAUAGUUGCAACAUCAUUAUGCGUCCAGUAAAAUUUUCCGAAUCUUCUUUAGUGGUCGCUGCCACGCCCUACUUGCGAGCAUUUUCGUUUUGUACUGUGGUUAUGCCGCCAUAUUUUACUUUACGUUCAUCUCCUACCUACCGGUCAUGGUUAUUACAUCUACUUCGUACAUUUUUUAUACUAUACAUUCUAGUACAAUUUGUUAUAAGCUUUUGGAUAGCACAGGUAAAUAAUGAGGCAAUUAGAAAUUACGUGGACAAGCACUCCACGGAUAGUAUUACUAAAGUUCUUAGUACUGGAAUCACCAUUGCACAAGUAACAGUGCAGGCUGCAAUAUGCAUUCAAACUCUGACCGGAUGUCAACUUUUACGCAACAUAUUCAUUAGUAUUGUGCACUUGGAGUGGGAUGUCCGACAACACUACACGGAUGACUGGCCAUUAAGUGCUUUACGUAGGCGCCUGUGUUUGCGUUCAGGAUUAUGGCUACUAGUUGUCUGCACAAUUGUUCCGUAUCUAUCUUAUCAACUCACAAAUACUACAAUAUCUCCGAUUGAACGAGUAAUCACUGUCUAUUUCGGAACGUUGGUACAGGUUAAAAGUGUUGAGUAUUGUGUCAAUGUGCAAUUGGUACAGGAGCUGUUGCGUUUAGUGCAGCGGCAGUUGCUCCAUUUGAGGCGUGAACUGGUGCGCUGUGAAGAAAUGGAAUCUCGUUGGACCUUAUACGCCGAUCUGCACACGAACCAACAGCUUUUAGCGCGUGUUUGGAAUUUGCUGAAUAAAGUCGAACGAUAUUUUUGCAUUCCAAUGCUAAUGCUCUUUUUCUAUAAUGGAUUCUCUAUAACACAGGCCAUACAUUGGGCUUACAUCAAUUUCGAGCAAGAUGAUUUAAACACACGUUUGUGCCGUAUCAUUUAUACCGUGAUGGUAAUUGUAAUGCUGUUUAUGCCAUGCUAUCAAAGCCAAUGCUGUAUUGAUGAGUACAACCAUUUUGGUACAAUGUUGCACAAACUGAAAACCGUGGGUAUUGAUGAGUCUUUAAGCAUGCGUUUGCAGGAAUAUUCCCUUCAACUAAUGCAUCAGCAAAUGUUAUUCACAUGUGGAGGAUUCUUUGAAAUAAACCUGAAGAAUUUCGGAGCGAUCAUUCUAACGAUUACAACUUACGUUGUUAUACUAAUACAAUUUAAAUUACAAGCGGAGACAGAAAAGAAAACAGAUGGAAGAGUACGCUUCGAAUAA
Messenger RNA from Rhagoletis zephyria (snowberry fruit fly), 1395 nucleotides. RefSeq names its product putative gustatory receptor 98b. Gene Ontology annotation, biological process: sensory perception of taste. Gene Ontology annotation, cellular component: axon; membrane; neuronal cell body. NCBI's taxonomy places the organism in Eukaryota, Metazoa, Arthropoda, Insecta, Diptera, Tephritidae. Gene Ontology annotation, molecular function: sweet taste receptor activity. The record is from RefSeq and is a predicted model, not a curated record.